This is a messenger RNA of Sphenostylis stenocarpa, 1584 nucleotides long. NCBI's taxonomy places the organism in Eukaryota, Viridiplantae, Streptophyta, Magnoliopsida, Fabales, Fabaceae. The record is from the annotation of a GenBank genome assembly.
AUGAGGGUAGAUGUUGUUUCAAAGUCAUUCCUUAAGUCAGAAGAUUUCCAAUAUGAACCUUGGUUUGGUUCACGUUAUGUGGAAGAAGAUAUUGCACAAAAUUUGAUGGAAUUGUGGAGAAAUUCUCCAGAAAUUGAUUCUGCGCUGCAUCUUCCUUCCAAGAAUGAGUUUAUUCCAAGUGACUUUUCUAUACGUGCUAGUGACACAUGUGUUGAUGAUUCUGCAAAUUCAACUUCUCCUAGAUGCAUAGUUGAUGAAGCAUUAAUAAAAUUCUGGUACAAGCCGGAUAGCAUUUUCAAAGUUCCUCGUGCCAAUACAUUUUUCCGAAUUAGCAUGAAGGGUGGAUACGCUGACGUGAAGAGUUGUGUUCUAUCUGAAUUGUUCAUUCACCUUCUGAAAGACGAGUUGAAUGAAAUCACAUACCAGGCUAGUGUUGCCAAGUUAGAAACUUCUGUUGCUUAUGUUGGUGACAUGCUUGAGCUGAAGGUCUAUGGAUUCAGCGAGAAGCUUCCUGUUCUGUUAUCUAAGUUUUUUUCUGUAUCUAAAUCCUUCAUGCCCACUGAUGAUCGGUUUAAGGUCAUAAAAGAAGAUAUGAAGAGAGCUUUGAAGAACUCCAACAUGAAGCCUCUAAGCCAUUCAACAUAUUUGAGAUUGCAAGUUUUGUGUGAGAGCUUCUAUGACGUUGAUGAGAAGCUGCAUUAUCUAAAUGAUUUGUGUCUUGAUGAUCUUAAGGCAUUUGUCCCUGGGCUUCUUUCUCAGCUAUAUGUGGAGGGUCUAUGCCACGGAAAUCUGUCAAAGGAAGAAGCAAUUAGCAUAUCAAAUAUAUUUAAAAUGAAUUUUCCUGUAAAUCCACUCCCUAUUGAGUUAAGGCAUGCUGAGCAGGUUAUUUGCCUCCCAUCUGGUGUCAAUUUAGUUAGAAAUGUCAGUGUGAAGAAUAAGUCGGAAAAGAACUCUGUGGCUGAGCUUUAUUUUCAAAUUGAGCCAGAUUUUGGUUUGGGGUCAAUCAAAUUGAAAGCUUUGAUUGAUCUUUUUGAGGAAAUUGUGGAGGAGCCAUUUUUUAAUCAGCUGAGGACAAAAGAGCAGCUUGGUUAUGUUGUUGAAUGCAGCCCACGCGUAACAUACCGUGUCUUUGGGUUUUGUUUCUGCAUUCAGUCAUCUGAGUACAACCCAGUUUACUUGCAAGGUAGAAUUGACAACUUCUUAAAUGGCCUGGAAGAAUUGUUGGAUGGACUUGAUGGUCAUUCCUUUGAGAAUUACAAAAGCGGUUUAAUGGCAAAGCUGCUAGAGAAAGAUCCUUCACUCACAUAUGAAAGCAAUAGAUUGUGGAACCAGAUUGUUGAAAAAAGGUAUAUCUUUGAUUUCCCAAAGAAGGAAGCAGAGGAAUUGAGGCAUAUAACCAAGCAUGAUGUUGUUGAAUGGUACAAGACUUAUUUUAAACCGUCAUCUCCAAAGUGUAGGCGGCUACUCAUUCGGGUAUGGGGUUGCAACACAGACUUGAAAGAGGCUGAAGCACUACCCGAAUCUGUGCAGGCCAUUACAGAUGCAGCAGCUUUUAAGAUGCAAUCCAAUAUGCAAAAUGAAUAG